Alternaria postmessia is the source of this 1230-nucleotide messenger RNA. RefSeq lists its product as uncharacterized. NCBI's taxonomy places the organism in Eukaryota, Fungi, Ascomycota, Dothideomycetes, Pleosporales, Pleosporaceae. Bases 1 to 1230 code for a protein of 409 amino acids. Gene Ontology annotation, biological process: transport. Gene Ontology annotation, molecular function: transporter activity. The record is from RefSeq and is a predicted model, not a curated record. The transcript has 6 exons.
AUGGCAAAGUGCGAUAACCCUCUAGGCGUAGGAGUUCAUGAGAAGCCACUGUUUGGGAACAUGACGGCGCAUGAGCUUCUUAUCACGAUAGCUACCGCAAGCUCGAUCAUCGCAAUAUCCCUUUCGCUAUAUCUAGUCUAUCGCCACCUGACAAACUACACGCAGCCGAAGUUGCAGAAACUAAUCAUCCGCAUCGUGCUCAUGGUACCGAUAUAUACCAUUUGCUGCACCUUGAGCAUUCCUUUCUACGAGUCUAGCGUCUACCUAGGCGCUAUAUACGAAUUUUACGAGUCACUCGUCAUCGCUUCAUUCUUCCUGCUGCUCUGCAGAUAUCUUCAUACAGACCUGCAUUCAGUGCGACAACUCUUCUCCAUCGUUGAGCCCCAGCCAUGGGUGCUCCCGGUACGGAUGUUUAGGAAAUACGUGCUUCGGCGCAAGACGAUCAAUACGCCUAAUGGCUCCAAGUACUUCAGCAUCAUCUGGGUUUGCAUCCUCCAGUUUUGUGUCAUAAAGUUCUUUGGCGCUCUUACGAAAUGCAUCACCGAAGCUCUCGACGUUUACUGCAAGACUUCCACCGAUCCAAAUCAUGCUAGGAUAUGGGUUAUCGAGAUCAUCUCACUUAUCACUGCUAUGAUCUGCCUCUUGCAAUUUUACAAGCAAACUAAGCUCGAGCUCGCUGUUGAUCGACCAUUGUUGAAAUUCGUAGCGAUCAAGCUUGUGGUCUUCCUCUUCUACGUACAGAGCUUUAUAUUCAGCCACCUCACGAAGAAAGGCGGCGCAAUGAGUCCGACUGAUAAGAUCUCAUAUCCUUCCCUCGCUGUCGGUAUCCCAAAAACUGUGUUGUGCUUCGAAAUGGCACUGGUCUCGAUGCUCCAUCUAUAUGCAUACCCGUAUGACGUAUUUCAGACGUACAAGGCAGUCGAUAACUCAGAAGAGAGUGGCAUCCGCGAGAGUCGCAACGGAGAUGACGAAGCGAUGGAACUUUCACCGCAGGAAGAUCCGGUCAUGUUGCCAAGGAAGAUGCAUUGGACAAAGGCCAUCAUACACGUUUUGAGUUUCAAAGACCUCUGGCGGGCACUUCUACACUCGUACCAUAGUGUGGUAGAUCAUCGGCGAAAGCGAACAACGGCCCAGCAUUCAGGGACGAAUAACGAACGGGGCGUGGAACCGUUCGUGACGACUAGCCUGGCAGAAGCCUUGGAUGUGAUGAAAAGGCGCAACAACAACUGA